Molecule: messenger RNA, 2361 nt
Organism: Scatophagus argus
Lineage: Eukaryota; Metazoa; Chordata; Actinopteri; Scatophagidae
Product: RNA polymerase II elongation factor ELL2-like
Exons: 12
Coding region: 63-1892 (609 amino acids)
Biological process (GO): positive regulation of transcription elongation by RNA polymerase II; snRNA transcription by RNA polymerase II; transcription elongation by RNA polymerase II
Cellular component (GO): transcription elongation factor complex
Molecular function (GO): cis-regulatory region sequence-specific DNA binding
Source: RefSeq, a predicted model, not a curated record
GGAGAGUGUUGAGCUGAGAGAGGAAAGCAGCUUUAAUUGCGGGACAGAGAGAAAAGCCAGCGAUGGCUUCGCUCAGGCAGGAGCACCAGUAUGGGCUCUCCUGUGGAAAAAAUAACAAAAACAGCCCCAACAGGACGCUGUACCACGUCAAGCUCACGGACACGGCUAUCAGAGCGCUAGAGGCUUACCAAAACCUCAAGGGGUCUUUACCGAGCAAACCGUUGAUUUGUUUCAAAGGAAACCAAGGGUACAUCAAGAUCCCGACUCCCACACCAGAGUCACCUUCUGCCCUUCGUGUCUUCUCCUUCUACUUAUCCAGUGACAGCAAAGACCAGCCUCAAGCCAGCUUCGACUGCAUCCAUCAAUAUGUUUCAGGUGAUGGCCGCGAACUGCUGGAAGGUCAAGGCAUCAUCCAGGACAAGAUCACAGUGUGUGCCACUGACGACUCCUACCAGAUGACCCGUGAGAGGAUGUCUCAGGUGGAGAAGGACAGUUGGAGCCGCUCUGCCAUUGAGAUCAAACCUGGAGCCACACAUCCAAGUAAAUGUGUGAAGUUCCAGAAGAGGCCAACUCCUCUGUCUGCAUCAGACAGCAGCCACUAUAAACAGUCUACCAACAACCGAAGGAAUGGUGGUAUGGCCACGCCGAUCCAGAAGUCCUUGAGGGAGCGCAUCAUCCACCUGCUAGCUCUCAAACCCUAUAGGAAACCGGAGCUGCUGCUUUGGAUGGAAAGAGAACGAGUCGGCCCCAAAGACAAGGCCGAGCUGGGCGCCAUACUGGAGGAGGUGGCAAAAGUGAAUCCCAAAGACAGCAGCUACCUGCUGAGGGAUGACUUCUACAAGCAUGUGCAGAGGGACUGGCCAGGCUACAGCGACGAGGAGAGGCAGCUGGUCAGCAGGCUGCUGGCCAGGAAGUUGCAGCCACAAGUCAGCCAUCAAUCAAGAAAUCUUCAAGCAAAUGUGUCAACACUGAAGACCUCAGAGGAUGCAACACUACAGCACAGCACAGUGAAAAAUCCUGCAGUGAAACGCCCCGUGCCUUUUGACUCACUAGAAAGGCUAGCUGUUAAGAGACAGAGACUUUCUGACCAGAGGUUACAACAGCAGCCAACAGUAAACGGACUCUUAAACAAUAAAGGACAUGAUGCUGCAACUCCUACCCUCAACCCCAGUUUCCACACAAAGACUGAGUUUCAACGGACAAGUAAUCAUACUGUAAACCAAAAUGGCUUACCAGGGGGCCACAGUGGAUUUCCUCUAAUGCGCACUCUGUCUAGCACCUCUGACACACCUGUUUCAGAGAGCAGAGAGCAAGAGCCCAAAGUAAGCAGCUACCAGCCACCACAGGAUGACUCUGACUGUGCUCACCAGCAGCUCGCCAACAGCCAGCACAGGAAGAAGAAAUCUAAAAAGCACAAAGACAAGGAGCGGGAGAGGUUAAAAGACAGCACGGGCAGCGAAUGGUUAGAGACGAGUCCUGAUCUCAAGCAAAAACCAGACAAACUUGACAAUCCUGAUAUCAUCAUCAACGCUGCAGCCUCUGAGGAGAAGCCAGAUUAUGUACUCACAUAUGGCACCAUUAUGAGUUUGGAGCAACGGCAGAGGUACCAGCAGGAUUUCUGUGCAGAGUAUGAUGAAUACAAAGACCUUCACUCCCGGAUCGCCACCAUAACUCACAUGUUUGUUCAGCUUGGUUCCAAGAUCAAAAGUUUGUCUCCUGGCACACCAGAAUAUAAGAUAAUGGAAGACCAAAUACUAGAAAAGUACAACAAGUAUCGAAAGAAGUUCCCAGGCUACCGGGAAGAGAAGAAACGCUGUGAAUAUCUCCAUGAGAAACUCUCGUACAUCAAACAGCUCAUCAUAGACUACGAUGUCUCUCAGGUCUCUUCAUAGCCUUGGCUCUUCCUUUUAUCAGAUUUUUAUAUGGAACCCGCUUCUUUGCAUACAUAACGCUGCAGACGUCAACAUGAACUGCUUCUGCUGGGACCACAGGUGAUGCUGUGAGCACUAACGAUAUAAAUCUAUAGCAGAUUUCCCUUUGGUAUAUGUAACUGUUUGUUUUGAAAUGAUCAUUUCUUAAGAGAUGUCUUGUUCAUGUGAAAGAUCCAAGGGAGAGGCAAAAAAAAGUCUUGGCACUAAUGAGAUCUUGGAAAGCGUCUGUGCACAUCACAGUCCUGUUAAAAUCAGUGUCCAUGUAAACCAAUUUGUUGGAAAUAUGGAAAAGGAAGCAAAUGUGACGUUAGCUUAUUCACUUUGUGUUUGACACUUGUUAAGUCAAACAUCAUUCCAGGCAUGCAUUCCCCUUUCCUUUUGUAUUAAGUUCAAUAUGCAGCAUAAAAAAAGAGUGUACUUUUCAAUUCCA